Archocentrus centrarchus (flier cichlid) is the source of this 4806-nucleotide messenger RNA. It is a transcript of the gene dis3l, whose product is annotated as DIS3 like exosome 3'-5' exoribonuclease. The record is from RefSeq and is a predicted model, not a curated record. Gene Ontology annotation, cellular component: cytoplasmic exosome (RNase complex). Gene Ontology annotation, biological process: rRNA catabolic process; mRNA catabolic process. The transcript is spliced from 18 exons. Bases 107 to 3247 code for a protein of 1046 amino acids. Gene Ontology annotation, molecular function: RNA binding; 3'-5'-RNA exonuclease activity. Lineage: Eukaryota; Metazoa; Chordata; Actinopteri; Cichliformes; Cichlidae.
GGCUUCCUGUAGUGUUUCCCUGAAGUUCACCGUGUUUACGGGUACCUGUGUUUUGGCGGAAAGCGAAUAAUCGCGAGCUUUCUGUCCGGCACUAACAGCGCGGGAGAUGAUCAAGACGGAGAGAGUGCUGCACCUGCGGGGCUGCCGGGGGCGGAGGGUCCGGGUGGUCCGGGAGCACUACCUGAGAACGCGGGUUCCGUGCUGCAGCUGCCUGUGCCAGGCGGACUGCGAGAACGAUGGAAAGCUGUUGCCUGGAGAUUUGACCCACUAUGUGGUGCCGGAUGCUGCUGUGGUGGUUGACUACCUGGAGAUCUUGGAGUUCAGAGAGCUGCAGGGCAUCAUCUUCACCCAGACCGCUUGCCAGGCUCUGCACAGCAAAGGACGCAGGCAUUACAACCGUCUGCGAAACCUCGUCAGAGACCCUCGACACGACUGUGUGCUGUUUGCCAAUGAAUUUCAAGAGUACUCGUACUGUCCACGAGAGAAGGGCGAGAGCCAGGAAAAAUGGCAGACCAGGUGUGUGUACUCAGCUGCAGUAUGGUACUACAACCACCUGGCAGGAAUGAUGAAUAUAGUGAUGAUCACUGAGGAUCCAGAGGCCAUAGCUCAGUACAGCAGCCUCACAUCUGGGGUGUAUGUCAUCUCUGUCCAGGAUUAUUUGCAAAGCUUCUGGUCAGAUCUGCAGGCAGCUCAUGAACUGUACAGCUCCAUUUCUCAGGCACUGCAAGAGCAGGGGGGUGAGGAUGGGGAGAAGGAGUAUGCUGAGCAUCUGCCUGCUGAAGUUCUAGAGGCUGGUAUCAAGUCUGGACGGUACAUUCAGGGUACACUGGAUGUCAGCAAGCAUCGGCCACAGAACGAUGCUUUCAUCAGGACUAAGAAUAUCUCGAACAAAAACACAGAUCUACUGUUGAACGCACUUGUUUACGGUCGAAAGAAUCGGAACAGAGCAAUGCAUGGGGACGAGGUUGUAGUGGAGUUGUUUCCCAAGAACGAGUGGAGAGGGAAGGUCACAGCCCUGACUCAGGGACAGGGGGAUGAGAAAAGUGGAGAGGACAGCGAAAGUGCACCCAUCCCAACAGGCCGUGUUGUGGGGAUCCUGCAGAGGAACUGGAGAGACUACGUGGUAACUUUCCCACAAAGGGAUGGGACUCAGUCCCAGAGUAGGAAUUCCCAGCGCAUCCUGGCUAUACCCUGGGACCAUCGUAUUCCCAAAAUCCGCAUCAGUACUCAGCAGGCUGAUACUUUGCAGGACCACAGAGUUGUGGUGCGCGUUGAUUCAUGGGAAAGCACGUCGCUCUAUCCCAACGGCCACAGUGUGCGGGUUUUGGGUCGAGCUGGAGAGCUUGAGACAGAGGUCCAAACCGUCCUCAUAGAAAACUGCAUCCAUGUUCUUCCCUUCUCAGACGCACAGCUGAGAGAGAUGCCAGUGAACUCUCCGGAGAAGCCGUGGAGUGUUGACCCCUCUGAGGUGGCACAGCGGCGGGACCUCAGGGAGAGUCACCUGGUGUUCAGCAUCGACCCACGCGGCUGCGAGGACGUAGACGACACUCUGUCUGUGCGCAGCCUCGCCAACGGGAGACUGGAGCUGGGAGUUCACAUUGCUGAUGUCACUCACUUUGUCAAAGAGGGCUCGCUCACAGACUUAGAGGCACGGUUGAGGGCUACGACCUACUACCUGGCAGACCGCAGGUACGACAUGCUGCCUGCUGUGCUCAGCGCAGACCUCUGCUCACUGCUGCAGGGUGUUGACAGGUAUGCAAUGAGCGUGCUUUGGGAGCUCGAUGCACAAUCCCUCGAAGUCCAAGAGGUCUGGUAUGGUCGUACGCUCAUCCGCUCCUCCUAUCAGCUCCACUAUGAGCUGGCCCAAGCGCUCCUCAAUGGGGAACAGGCUGAGGUACCAGAGCUGACCAACCUUGGCCUCAAGGAAAAGGAUGCUAAGCUAGCUCAGCUUACCCAAGCACUCGAGAUGCUCACGCAUAUAGCCAGACACCUUCGAGCAAAGAGGGACAGAGGAGGAGCGCUGGAGCUAGAAGGAGUGGAGGUACGUGCCCAGCUGGAUGAGGAGAGGAACAUUACAGCCCUGGUCCCCCGUCAGCCCCUGGAGGUCCACGAGACCGUGGCAGAGUGCAUGAUUUAUGCCAACCAUUGGGUGGCCCGCAAGAUCCAAGAAGCUUUCCCUAAUCAGGCCCUGUUAAGGCGUCACCCGCCACCACGGGAGGAGCUGUUCAGCCAGCUGGUGGACACUGCAAAGGCCAGAGGUUUCACUAUUUGUACAAGGACCAACAAGACUUUAGCUAACUCACUGGACCGAGCUGUGGAUCCACAGGACCCCUUGGUGAACAGGUUGCUCAGAAUGAUGGCCACAGUUGCUAUGUCACAGGCUCUGUACUUCUCCACUGGUACUCAACCCCAAGAUCAGUACUACCAUUAUGGUCUGGCUCUGGACUACUACACACACUUCACCUCACCCAUCCGUCGUUACGCAGACAUUAUGGUGCACCGCCUUCUUACCGCAGCCCUGGACAUAGAGAGGGGGGUGGUAUCCAGUAAAGCAUUAGCCAGUAACAAAGAAGUGGAGGAAAUGGCUGAACACAUCAACAGCAAGAACAGGGCAGCACAGAAAGCCCAGCUCCUGUCUACAACACUGUUUCAGUGUCUCUUUUUCAAAGAAAGAGACCCUCAGACAGACCAGUGCUGUGUAGCCGACGCUGUCAUCUACUCCAUCCGAGACAACGGCGUGCUGGUGUUUAUCCCAGAGUAUGGUGUGAAGGGUGCUGUGUAUCUCAAGAACAAAGAGGGCCUGGUGGUGGCAGCAGGACAGGACGGCAGCUGUGAGUGGCAGAGCGGCACUGUGCGAAAAUACCCCGACCACAUCACCACCACCUCCAGCUGCGGCACGUCAACGUUCAGACUCUUUGACCACAUCACUGUCCGUAUUUCAGUCCACUCUUCAACUUGCCACGGUGACUGUCUAAACCUCGAGGUCAUCAGCAACAAGCCUCACCGCAGUGCCGCGUCCCAGCAGCCCAGCUCUCGGGGCCACAGGCAGCUGGUCCAAGAGGUUGUGCGCCAGAAUGAAGAGGCACUGGCUCUGGAGAAGACAGCGCAGCGGCCCAAACUCUCCAAAGAGGAGAGAGAGUUCCGCCAGAGCAGGACUCCCAGUCUGUACUCUGUACUGGAAGAGAUCAGAGAGCUGGCUCUGAUGGACCUCGAAAUGGUUUCACCCCUCUCUGCAUCAACAGCAUAGAAAAGCUGCAGCACAGCUUCAGCUCUGAGUCAAGCACUCAGAACUAAGCACUGUAGAAAAGUCACCACUGCUGUGCCUAAUUUGUGCCGCUACAAAUUCACAGAAAGUCCUGAUUGUGUGUGUGUGCAGAAAGGGUUCCGGCUUUCUCGCGAACGGCUCUUCCAAACUGCACGAACACAGGACACAAAAUUAAGUUAAAGCAUCUCUCGCUAUAUUUUUGGAAACUAUCAGUGUGAUUAAAUGUUGGAAAAGUUUUUCACAUCACACUGAAAACCUGUUUGAGGGUUAAGACUUGAUUUUAGCAUUAAAGUUAGAAAAGUUACUUGUUUCAUGUUAGGGUCACCUUAAGGUUCGGCAGUUAGUUAUCACAGUUAAACUUAGUCGUAGGAGAUUUGGGAACGUAUUAAUCACAAAGUGCUCACUACCUGAGUGUGGCCCACACUGCAGGGAACACGCUGGAAACAAAGAAGAACUUUUAGCCAAACUGUGAGAACCGUUCUUCAAAACUGAGCAGUCCAGCAGCACACAGGCCACUUCUGUCGCCUAAAUAAGUUACUACCUACAAAUAAGUACUAACAUUAAUUAGUGUACAGUAGAUGACAAUUCUGUCUCAAGACCAAGGCAGCAGAUUAGUUUUUAUUAUCUGUAUAGUUUCUAAGUCAAAAAAGCUGAGACAUUUUAUCAGAGCUGGAGACAUCCACUGAAAAUAAUGAAUGAUACAUGAAUUAGGAACAGUUAUGUAUCGCCUAAUAUUGGACUGACUCAACAUCACACGAACCCUUUAAAUCUGGUUAUUGUGCUACAUUAAUUCACUGGCUCAUUGUUUAUGCACCCUGGUUAAUUGACCUGCGGUUCCCAAUCAAACAGCUUAAAUAAAGAAGUCUGCUAACAUUUGGCUGCGUUCUGUGAGCAGCCGUGUUCUGCAUGAAUGUGAUCAGCAAGGCUUAGUGAAAGAUUUCAAACAGACCUGCUGUUAGAAAAUGCUAAAAAUGAAAUACUUUUAUAAAUUUAGAACCAUCUUUGGUGGGUCCACAGACACUGCAUUCACCCACUAAAGCCCAGCCUGACAUAACAGAGCACUACUGUGGAAAUGUUGUUACGGCUGAUAGAACGUCUGUCCCUCCAUUUCUUCCACUUAUCCGAUUCAGAAGCCGGAACUUCUUCCAGCCGUCAAAGGGAGAGACAGGCUACACCCCGGGGAGGUCACCAGAUAAAACUUCAUUUAUAAAUACUGCAGUACUUUUUGCAGUCACCAUGUUACCUCACUCAGCCUUAGCUGGUGACUCAGACAUGAGUGAGUGUUGUAACAGAAUCUUUGUAAAAAGCUCAGGUGCAUCAGCUGUAUCAUGGAGAUGUAAAUCAUGUCUAAACUAUGAUGAUCUUAUAGUGUGUAUGCCAACGCAGAUUGUACAGAAGACACCAAGAAUGUAACAUUUUAAGGACAUUUUUAUUGAUAUUGUUUGGACUUAAAAGAAAAAAAAGGUAAAGAACUCAACUAUUUCUUGGUAUAUCAAUUAAAAAAUUUUUCUAGACCUUUCCUUGGCCCAGUGUGUAGGACU